AUGGCUCACACCGCACAAGCAAACGUCUUCGACGCCAACAACCCUCAAAUCCAGGUGGAACACGACAAAAAGCGUCGACAAUUUGUCAUAAGACUAAACGGGUCUCACGAUCGCGCAGUACUUCUGUAUGAAUACGUUGGGAAGAAGACAGUGGACUUGCAACAUACUGAAGUUCCAGAUGCUUACCGAGGGCGGGGAAUUGCCAAACAUCUGGCCAAGGCGGCCAUGGACUUUGUGGUGGAGGAGGACCUGAAAGCUCACUUGACCUGUUGGUACAUUCAGAAAUACGUCAAAGAGAAUCCACAACCUCAUUACUUUGAACAUAUUUAUCAAUGA
Messenger RNA from Nerophis lumbriciformis (worm pipefish), 336 nucleotides. The record is from RefSeq and is a predicted model, not a curated record. NCBI's taxonomy places the organism in Eukaryota, Metazoa, Chordata, Actinopteri, Syngnathiformes, Syngnathidae.